CCCCCCAUAACUUGACCAGGCAUGUGGUCUCUGUGCUUGACCCUCGGUGGAUGCUACUGUCUCCGCCUGUUCUUGUAUUGUCUUUAUUUUGCUCCUUCCUCUUUCCCUCCUAACUGGAAUCAUGGCUUUCUACAGACACUCAGGUCCCAGGAGUUACCUCACCUCCACCAUGACUGACCGCUUUGACUGCUACUACUGCCGGGACAACCUGCACGGGAAGAAAUAUGUGAAGAAGGAGGACAAGCACGUGUGCACCAAGUGCUUUGAUAAGAUCUGCGCCAACACCUGCGCAGAGUGCAGGCGCCCUAUUGGUGCUGACGCCAAGGAGCUGCACCAUAAGAACCGCUACUGGCAUGAGGACUGUUUCCGCUGUGCCAAGUGCUACAAGCCGCUGGCCAGCGAGCCGUUCAGCGCCAGGGAUGAUGGCAAGAUAAUGUGCGGCAAGUGUGGCUCUCGGGAGGAUGGCAACCGCUGCCAGGGCUGCUACAAGGUGGUCAUGCCAGGCUCCCAGAACGUGGAGUACAAGCACAAGGUGUGGCACGAGGAAUGCUUCACCUGCUUUGAAUGCAAGCAGCCGAUCCGCACACAAAGCUUCCUGACCAAGGGAGAUGACAUCUACUGUGCUCCCUGCCAUGACAGGAAGUUUGCUAAGAAAUGCUUCCACUGCAAGCAGCCCAUCACCUCUGGAGGGAUCAGCUACCAGGACCACCCCUGGCACUCUGAGUGUUUUGUGUGCCACACCUGCCGUAAACCUCUGGCGGCAGCUCGCUUCACUUCUCAUGAGAACAACGUUUACUGUGUGGAUUGCUUCAAGACUGAUGUGGCCAAGAAGUGCCAUGGAUGCAAGAACCCAAUCACAGGGUUUGGCCAUGGCACCAAUGUGGUGAACUAUGAGGGAUUCUCCUGGCAUGAGUAUUGCUUCAACUGCAAAAAGUGCAGCCUCUCGCUGGCCAACAAGCGCUUUGUCAUCAGUGGAGAUCACAUCUACUGCCCUGACUGCGCUAAGAAAGUGUGAACUGCACGAUCAGCUGUGCAGAUAGUCGCUGUUUAAAGUGGAAUUGCACCAAAACUGACUUUUACUGUUGAUUUGUAUGAGAAUGCACAUUUUUGGAGUGAAUAUCAACCCUCAAAAUAACAGAAAUGUUAUUGUGUUUGAAAAAAUGUCAGAAUUGUCAGUUUUGGUGAAGCUCCUCUUUGAGGUUGACAAGAGCAGAGGUUAUAUCAACUAAACAUGCACUAGCUUGAGUCAUUUAUCUACAUAUGCAUUAGUGGAACUUGUUUCAAGUGUUGGAUACUAACAUGGCAAGCAGGAUUUCUUUUUUGGGAUUGCAAUGUGCACUAUUAGUCUAAUCUAAUCCAGGAUUCUGUGAUGCUUUAUAAGACAAAAGCCUUUUCAGUGCCUUACUGGAAUCUUUCAGAGAGAAUUGUGCUUUUUACAUGCAUACAGCUGCUCAUACAUACUGGCUUUGAUUAAUAAUCUGUUAUAUUCAUGUUUGAACGGAUUAUCAGAAUUUAAAAAAAAAAAACUGUUCAGAGUGAAUUUAAAGUUAGAUUGUUGAGAGUGACGCUGAAAUAUUAACUGCUCGUGUAUUCAAGACUUUGAGUGACGCUAAAUGUAAAAAGAAUAGAAGGAGAAAGUGAUGUAAAGUCUGUUUUCUCUCCACAGCAACAAAUUAAAAACAUGGCAAAGGAG
Molecule: messenger RNA, 1693 nt
Organism: Epinephelus lanceolatus (giant grouper)
Lineage: Eukaryota; Metazoa; Chordata; Actinopteri; Perciformes; Serranidae
Gene: fhl1a
Product: four and a half LIM domains 1a
Biological process (GO): muscle organ development
Molecular function (GO): transmembrane transporter binding
Source: RefSeq, a predicted model, not a curated record